Messenger RNA from Myiozetetes cayanensis, 6365 nucleotides. It is a transcript of the gene CD44, whose product is annotated as CD44 molecule (Indian blood group). Lineage: Eukaryota; Metazoa; Chordata; Aves; Passeriformes; Tyrannidae. Gene Ontology annotation, cellular component: plasma membrane; macrophage migration inhibitory factor receptor complex; basolateral plasma membrane. The record is from RefSeq and is a predicted model, not a curated record. The transcript is spliced from 22 exons. Bases 164 to 3166 code for a protein of 1000 amino acids. Gene Ontology annotation, biological process: positive regulation of ERK1 and ERK2 cascade; cell adhesion; inflammatory response. Gene Ontology annotation, molecular function: cytokine receptor activity; hyaluronic acid binding.
AGGGUUAUGGAAUUUCCAAGAAGAGGUACCUAUGCCAGAGAUUAGAGGUUAGAGGACUCAUUGAUAGAGUAAUCAGAAGAGUAAAGCAAGAGUUAAAUCACCCUGGAUUUUGUUCUGAGUGGACUACCACAUGCUUUGAUCUGCUGAUGCAAGCCAGAAAACAAUGUACAGGCCUACAAGAGGACACCAAAAGCACAUGGAAAAAAAUAGCAUAAGGACUGCAGCUUGCAAGGAUCUUUGGAUUUUGCAAAACAGUUCCAAGGAAACAAUGGCCAACUUCUCCUUAUGGGCAACUUUUGGAUUAUGUUUGCUGAAGCUUUGUCUAACAGAAACACAAUUCAAUGUAAGCUGCAGAUAUGGAGGAGUUUUUCAUGUUGAGAAAAAUGGUCGCUACAGUCUCACGCGACCUGAAGCAGUCAAACUCUGCAGAGCUCUCAAUAGUACCUUGGCAACACUAGAGCAGGUGAAGAAAGCUCAUGAACUUGGAUUUGAAACUUGCAGGUAUGGUUUUGUAGAGGGGCAUAUUGUUAUCCCACGAAUCAAGCCCUAUCAUCUUUGUGCAGCAAAUCAUACUGGCGUUUAUAAACUUCCAGCAAAUACAACUGGUCGGUAUGACGCAUAUUGUUACAAUGAGACAGAAACAAGGGAUGUAACAUGUGAGCCAGUCGAAAAACUAGAUACUUCUCUCCUCAGUAAUCAAGAUGAAAUAGUCAUUGACAAUGCAGAUGGCUCACGUUAUAAUGCAGAUGGCACACGUCAUACCGGGGGAGAGUCCUCAACUUCAGGUGCAGAUGAUGAAAAUGUAGGCAGUGGAUCAACUCAUGAGACAACUCCCAUGGAUACCUCCAUCAGGAGAUCCAGCCCCUCAUAUUAUGGAAGUGCUACUCCAGUCUCACAGCUGCCAGAUCACACUUCUGGAGGGGGUGAAAAAGGAAUUCCUGGAAAAGACUAUGAUGAUGAAGUUCCGUCUCUAUCACCUGACAUCUCUUUCGGGACAGUGGCUGAUGAUUUCCAUGAAGAAGAUGGUGGACGUUAUCAUGCGACUACUACUCCAGGGCCUCGUCAUGACAACCUAGAGAAAUCCACCACCCAAGCUUGGUGGAACCUGUUUCCAGACCACUGGUGGUGGUCAAAUCCUGGAGAGAAGACACAAGAAGCCACACAGGCAACCAAGGCAGAUGUGACCUCCAGUGGCAAUGGUUCAGAUGAUGAAGACUCUUCAGAGGAGAUGAUGUACCCAACACUGUUUCCUGGCUGGGGCAGGAGCGUGGCCAAGGAUGAGACUGCUCCAAGCACGACUCCAGGGCCUCGUCAUGACAACCUAGAGAAAUCCACCACCCAAGCUUGGUGGAACCUGUUUCCAGACCACUGGUGGUGGUCAAAUCCUGGAGAGAAGACACAAGAAGCCACACAGGCAACCAAGGCAGAUGUGACCUCCAGUGGCAAUGGUUCAGAUGAUGAAGACUCUUCAGAGGAGAUGAUGUACCCAACACUGUUUCCUGGCUGGGGCAGGAGCGUGGCCAAGGAUGAGACUGCUCCAAGCACGACUGUGGACUCACAACACGAAACGCUUCUGGAAGUCUCCACACAAGGUCAUUGGAAUCCCACCUUUACAGAUGAAGAGGAACAGUAUCCUAGCUCUUCUAGCAGGGCACUAGUUACAAAUGAAAAUGAAAAACAUCAAGGACCAACCCAACAUCCACUAUCACACAGCGUUCAUUCUGGAGGGAUCAGUCAAGAACAAAAUCCUGCAAAUACCACGGCGAGUACUGAACAACAUCAAUUUACUGUUGCAGGUGAAAAUUAUUUUGAAAAGGAAUCUUCUCAUACAGCUGUGGUCUCCACCUCCGUGCAAGACCCAUGGGUAUAUCCAGGUUGGGACAACAGAGAGGACUAUGCAACACGGCCUGCUAUAACGGACAGAACUAUUCCUUCCAGAGAGAACAAUCAUGAAAAAGAUUCUUCCACUACAGAGUCUGUGGAGGAUGUUAACCGAGAGAGAGCAACCAAGGAGCCACUGGCAGCUGGCACUCCACCUGGAAGGGAAAGUGAACAAGCGAACACCACAGAUGGUUCCCAUGUCAGUUGGAUACCUGCAAUUCUUCCAGACGCUGAAGACCAUCUUAACCGCUUGCAGACCCCUCUUACUACUACUGUUGCCUCUCCUGAUGAUGCCCACCACAAAGACCCAACUGAAGCACCUCUGCCUUCAGAUAAUGAACCAGGACAGGGCACUGAAGGCAUCAGGAAUCCCACAGAUACCCCAGAGGAUGAAGUCCUCCACAAGACCACAGCCAGUAUAAUCAAAGAUGGUUAUGACUCUCCUCUGAUAGUCACAGCCUCCACUGAUGUUCUGGUACCAGAAGAUAUAACCCAGGAAACAUGGGCAACUCGCGUCGUGGUAACCGCUGUUGCCUCUCCCGAUGAUGCCCACCACAAAGACCCAACUGAACCACCUCUGCCUUCAGAUAAUGAAUCAGGACAGGGCUCUGAAGGCAUCACAAAUCCCACAGAUGCCCCCAGGGGUGAAGUGCUCCACAGGACCACAGCCAGUAUAAUCAAAGAUGAGUCUGUGGAGGAUGUUAAGCAAGAAAGAGCAACCAAGGAGCCACUGGCACCUGGCACUCCACCUGGAAGGGAAAGUGAACAAGCGAACACCACAGAUGAUUCCCAUGUCAGUUGGAUACCUGCAAUUCUUCCAGACGCUGAAGACCAUCUUAACUGCUUGCAGACCCCUCUUACUACUAGCUCUACCUCUGGUGUAUAUGGUAAUGAAGGACCACACAAGGGACAUUAUGAAUCCACUACUUUCCCUGGAGAGACCGCCACAACAAAAAUAGAUUCACAGCCAAGGUCGGCCCGUGUACCAGAAUGGCUGAUCAUAGUGGCUGCUCUUGUGGCACUUGUACUGAUUCUUGCAGUCUGCAUUGCUGUCAACAGUCGGAGAAGAUGUGGGCAGAAGAAAAAGCUAGUGAUUAACAACGGGAAAGGGGCAGUGGAGGACAGGAAGUCAAGUGCAUUAAAUGGAGACAUCAGCAAAUCACAAGAAAUGGUGCACUUGGUUCAUAAAGGACAGUCAAAUGACCGAACACAAGCAUGUGAUGAACUCCUGACUGUUAAUGAAACACAAAAUCAUCAGGAGCUUGACAUGAAGACUGGAGUGUAAUGGUGCCAAUGUCUCCAAGUAGAUCAGGUCUGGGGAAAUCAAAAUCAUGUGGAACUUGAACAGAAAUUCACAGAUGCACUGUGCUACUGAUGUCUUUUGAAAAUAAAAAUAAGUUUUAUUCCUUUUUAAUCAUUUUACAACGUUUCCAGAGUUAAAAAAUUGGCAUGUGCUUUCUGAAAUACACCCCCAAGAGUUGCAUAGUGCUCUCAGUUCCCAGUCCCUACACAGAGGACUUUCACUGUGUCCUGGAUGUUAGGAGGCAUACAAGUUUACGUCAUUAUUCCCCAGAUGGAAGGUCUUCACUGUGUGGAGUUUAAGAAGUAUCCAGUCACUCCAUUUUAGAGACAUUUAAGGUACUAAACUUGCCAUGAUACAAGAAUAAGUGAGAAAAAAAUGUCAAGAGUAAGAAUCAAGUUUAAACCUGAAAGGCAUGCUCUAUAAUGUCUGAAACAUCAGAAUUCUUCAGAAAUGCCUUCCAGCCAGGAAGAGCAGAGGAUGCAUUCAGAAUCUGCCACUGUAAACAAAAAAGUGACAUUUUGUAAUUAUGUAUGGCUUGGUCUGCAAUGAGAGAAACCCAGAAGGACAAAAUUUAUUUAUCUCUAUUUUUAAAUGAUACUAUGGGCAUACAACAAGUCUUCUCAGGAGGGGUAAUAAAGAGAUGAAAACAUGAACUGAUACAUAAUAAAAUUCUAUGCUUUAUCAUCCUAGCAACCAGUACAAUUAUGCUUGAGUUUUUGAGAUAUUCAUUACUCUUCUCCCUCCCUCAUUCGUUGGUCCAGGUUUGUGCAUGUUUUUAAUGAGUCUGUUAGUUAAGAUAAUGAAUGAAACAAAAUGACCCCAGCUCUAUCACACGUGCACAGAUCAAGCAAUUGGAGAUCAUUAGGGAAGGUGACAGUAUUUUAUUCCUGAAGAAUAGGUCUCUAUCUUAGAUGUUUUAAUUUUUAUUCCAUUUUACUUAGGAGAUGCUGAGCCUAGGAAAAUUGUUUCCCCUAUAACUAUUAUGUCAUACCAGUUUCCUGAUAUUUUAAAAGUUCUCUUUCUAUGAUCUCACUAAUUUCCUCAGAAUUCUAUUUAAUCUACAUUUUUUCCAUCUGCUUUUUAAAAAUGCCAAAAGAAACACUGCUUGUGUAUCGGUACUAGAAAUUCAAAUUCUACAGAAAAGGUCGAAGAAAAUGAAAGGAAACUCUCCCAGCCAUGUAAUAUAGUAGAGUAGCUGAGCUGCAUUGUUAUAUGCUGUUGGUUUGUCCUUUUGUGUCUGUUAUGUAAAGUAUUUGUAUUAAGCUAUGAUGCUGUGCAUUAUAUUGAUAUGAAUUGUCAGGAAAAAACCUUAUUUACUACCAGUGGUCUGUGCUAUUUUUAAGCAAGCAGUUUGGAAUGGAGGAAGAAUGAUAACUUCUAAUUGGGCUGCCCCAAGAAAAUGGAAGCAAAAACAAUUUAAGUAAUUGCAACCUGUGGUCUGUGUCAGCUGAUGGAUAGGGAUGGCCUGUAGCAGGGUUACGCAAGUGUUCCUGUUCACUGACCGUAGCAUCUGUCUUUGAAACUGUUCUGCUAAAACGUGUUAUUUUAUGUUCUCCAUCUGAAACAGUUUGGAGGAUGAGUACUGAGCUGGCUAAAUACUAAGUUUAGCUCGCACUCAUCUUUACUGGAACAUAAAGCACAAGACUGUUGAGUCACAGUCCUCCAGCAGUUUCCCAUGUGUUUCAUUGAGGUGCUCAGUGCCCCGGUAUCUGCAGGCAGAUCUUCUCAGGGCAAUUUACACCUGGGCUAAAGGUCCCAAGACAAGUAAAGGUUUUAAAAUACACAUAGGAUGUUGUCUGACUUUAUGUAGGUCAGCAUAUUUCAUCUAUGAACAGUGCAUUGUUUUUUGUUUAAUCCCUGUAAUGUUUUUAAACAAACUUUUCUAUUUGUCAUUACAAAUCAAAAUGUUCUGUUGAAGGCUGUGUUUAAACUGGUGUUAGGUACUCAUUUCACUAAGUAUGGAGAUCCAGAGUAAGAAUUAUUCCUCUCUUUAAAUCCUAAUUGAAUAUAGGCCUUAGUGAAAAGAGCUUGAAGCCUAAAUUUCUCUUUUAGAAAAAGUUUGUGAUGUUAUUCAUCUCCCUAUACAGAUGUUGAAUGAAGAAUCUCACAGACUUUUUCCUAAUUUACCUUAUGUUCAGUAGCUAUAAAUGCACAGACAACACUGGUUGGGUUUUUUAUAUAUUUUUAAAUAGGGAGAUGCUCAAGUUGUCUUUACAGAGGCGAUGCCAUUAUUUUAUAUAUACUGGUUCUUUUUAGAUUAUGUCUUGUGAUUCAUGUGUAAUUGUUUCAUUAUAGUUUCAAACUACGUUUCAUAUGUGUAAUAUAGUACAUAUUUUUAUUAAUCUUGAUUUAUUAUAUGAGGGGUUGUUUGUUGUGUGUAUGUAUUUUUAUACAGAGCACUUGAUAUAUUUGCAUAUUUAUUUAACAGAUUAAUCAGAAUGAGAGAAAAUAUCAUCUCUAAAUUGUAACUAGAAAUAGUAUUGCUAAAAACACAUUGAACUGUAAAAUAAGCUUCCAAAAUAAACUUGAUUCCACACUGAGGAUAAACAGUAAGACCAGCUAUUAGUAGGAGAGAAUUGUUCAGCAGGAUAGUCAUGCUGAGUAUUUGUGAUAAUUUUUUCUGCUUGCAAAUUCUAAGCCAGGCCAAGGUGAAUGCUGUGUGACCUUUUCUGCUCUGCCAGCUUUCCAUGAGCUCCACAGAUGCUCUGGGGGUUGGUGAUCAACUCAACUUCCCCCCAGCAGCAGACAACAGCUUGAUUCAAUUUAAGAUCAACCCAGUAAGAUCCUCAUGACUAUUCCUGGCUCAUUGAAUCAACAGCAUUUAGAGAGCAUAGCAACCAGCAAGAUCCAGCCCUUCCUUCAAUGUGCUGACAGACAGAUUGGGUUUUGGUCUAUCCUUGGUGCCUAGGAAGUAUGAGGAUCUCUUCUAAAAAUGCUGAGGAGGGUCAGACCCUGUGAUCAGCUUGUGUUAUUCCUUUGCCUUGAAAAGUUUCAAAUAAAUGUAAUCCAGAACAUGGAAAUACCAUCUAAGGUAGUAGGCACAUUCAAGAGAGAUUUUAUGUUUUAUAAGAAUAUAGUUUUUUUUCAUGAAGCAAUGAAGGGUGAUUGUUGCAUCUGUAUUUUUGUGAAGCCCUUAGAAAGGGUCAUGUCUACCUAUGUGGAUAUUAAACCCUUACCACAA